Messenger RNA from Osmia lignaria (orchard mason bee), 1493 nucleotides. Its product is annotated as glandular kallikrein, prostatic. Gene Ontology annotation, biological process: proteolysis. NCBI's taxonomy places the organism in Eukaryota, Metazoa, Arthropoda, Insecta, Hymenoptera, Megachilidae. The record is from RefSeq and is a predicted model, not a curated record. Gene Ontology annotation, molecular function: serine-type endopeptidase activity.
AAGAUGAUGAACUUGAAAUUCUAUAUUAAAUGAAAAAUACCUUUCUUCAUAAAUUUAACUAAUCUAUUUCUAUCUAGUCUGUAAAUAAUACACAUUUUGCCAAAUUUCUGCCAUAAUUAAUAUUGUAUUUUUAAUCAUUUUGUAAUAAAUAAUUUUAUGUUUAAUAACAAUGAUUUUAUACGGUUGCAAACUUACUAUUCUGAACAUAGCCACUUGAUACUAUAUGCAAAAUGAUUUUAAUUAUGAAAAUACAUAUUUUAUUAUUUUUACUGUUAAUUAAUUUGGAGCUAUCUAAAAGUAUACUGCUCAGAGGUAAAAGAGCUCAAAAUGGUCAGUUUCCUUGGUUAAUACAGUUUCAAACAAUAGUACCAUGCGGUGGAGUUCUUAUAUCAUCAGACUGGGUUUUGACCGCAGCACAAUGUGUACAAGACAAGAGAAAUUCCAUUGUUUUAUUUGCAACUGGGCUAAAUGGAACCGAUACCAAACAAACGGUAUCCGUGAAAGCUACAUACAUACAUCCUCAUUACGAGCCGUACUCUGUUCUUCCUGAUCGAGAUUAUAAUAUAGCUCUUAUGAAACUAACUAAACCGUUUGACAUGUGUAAUGGUAAAGUAAUAUUACCGAAUAUACCCGUCAAAUAUAAUAAUAAUUAUACACCGUGUUUAAUAUUCGGUUGGCAAAGUUACAUUUCACCAUCCUCAAAAGUUCUGGCUAAACCUAUUCAAUACAGCGAAGUGAUUCUUAAUUCCUGGAAAUUAUGCACCUACAUGAUAAAGACAAGUGUGAAUUAUACGAAUGUAUUUUGUGCUAUGGUGGAAUUUAAAGAUGAAAUGAAAGCAUGCGCUGGGAAUCCGGGUUCACCGGUUGUAUGCGAAAAUCAACAUCGUGAAACAUCUUUAGUCGGAAUUGCAUCCUGGACAAAUUUUUCUUUAGAAUGCGGCGAUCUACCAACGUACCUUGAUCUUGAUGCAUUUAGGAUAUGGAUAAAUGACUUGAUUUUUAAUGAUAAAGAAAUAGAUGAAUGGGAAGACAAUGAUAGACUAUCUGGAACAACAAUAUCCUACCGCAAAACACCUACAGAAGAAGAAAAUCUAUCUCACAUUUGGAAUAAGUUAUAUAUACCUAUUUUUCAUCAAUUUAAUCCUAUAAAUAAAUCCUCUCGUAUUCAUUACAUGCCCUAUGAGGAAAUUGCAAAGGGAACAAUUGUUCAUAGAUACGAAGAAAUUGGUAAGACUAAAAAUCUUCCCAAUAACCAAAUGAUAAAAUCAAAGAAAAAUCAAUUAAGCGAUUCAAAUAAAUCAAUGUUAUGUAAGAGUAAAAAGUUUGAUCCAGUCAUAAAAGAACUUGAUAUAGAACAAUUAGAAAUAAAUGAUUUUGAAUUCUUAUUACCAGUUAAUUCUAGGAUUACUGUUAUACAUUCUAACAGUUUAUAUUUCCUGCCUUAUAUUUUUAUACUUUUACAUUAUUAUUUACAUGUAAUAUAUUGUAUUUAA